Molecule: messenger RNA, 3277 nt
Organism: Misgurnus anguillicaudatus (oriental weatherfish)
Lineage: Eukaryota; Metazoa; Chordata; Actinopteri; Cypriniformes; Cobitidae
Gene: nyap2a
Product: neuronal tyrosine-phosphorylated phosphoinositide-3-kinase adaptor 2a
Biological process (GO): phosphatidylinositol 3-kinase/protein kinase B signal transduction; neuron projection morphogenesis
Source: RefSeq, a predicted model, not a curated record
AGAACCUUGGACAGCUCUAAGGGUAACGCACACUUGGGUGAGAGAUAUACGGUACAUAUAGAGAGAGAAAGAGAGAGAGAGAGAGCGCACAACAGAAGAUCAUCAGGGAGAUGGAGUGAGUAAGCAGUGAGGGUUGUGGAAAGCUGGAGGGAAGGAGAUCACAGAGGCUUAGCAAAAGACAGCAAAAAGAGAGAGGGGGGAAGUGAAAGAGAGAGAGAAAAGAAGACAGGACAGAUGCUACAGAUGGUCUCUUUGGCUUCUGCUCAUGACGCUUGAGCUGGGUUCAGCACUGCGUGUGUGUGUGACGCGCACGGGGGUGUGUGUAUAUGUGUGUAUGACGGCAGCCGCGGCAGCAGCAGGGGACGACGGAUCAAAGCCAUUGUAGGGCAUGAUGCAUUUACCAGCCUAACGUCGCCGUACGUACACCGUAGCCGGCUGAACGCGAACCCCACGCACACACAUACGCCACGCGUGUGUGGGGACAGCACCGAUGAGGUGCUGUGGAUUUUUCCAGAACGCCGUGUUGAGGGAGGGGACAGCCUUGGUGGCCGUAAACCAGCGAGAGCGGUUGUAGGUGGGAUAGGGUCGGACCGUCUCCGAUGACCGUUGGCUUCCUUUAAACAUCUGGAACACCAAAGAUGGAGAUCUUCCUUUAUCCCCUCACCCUACUCUUCUUCACGCCAGCGUGUGCGUCGCUGUCGCCGGGCUUGUCUGUCAGACGUGUGUGUGUGAGCCCCGUCGCAUCCGCAGAGGGAUUUGAGAACGUAUGGUACUGAACAGCUCACGCAGAACACACCUGGACAUCAGCUGUUCUAGGAGAACAGACACACGGAUACUUCUCUCUGCUGUACUAAAGGAUGGAUCCAGGAGAGGACGAGUGUACACGUUUCCUGCAGUAUGUGGAGGACAGCGGUCUAAGGGCUUAUGACGAGCUGGUCAUUCAAAACGCCUCUGACAUUGCACGAGAGAGCGACCGCGUCCGCAACCACACACAAUGGACAUACUUACAGGAGAAAAACCAGAAGAAAAGGCGACAGGAGGAAGCAAUCAAGAGGAUUGGCGAAGACGUGGCCCGUGUAACAUCAGAAGGAGGUUAUGCGGGUAAACACUUUCGAAUGGGCUUUAUGACAAUGCCGGCCCCUCAGGACCGCAUUUCUCCUUCCUGUGGGCCUGGCUUUACCGUACGCUCGCAGUCUCUGCACUCGGUGGGUGGGAGUGAGGACGAGGGAAGCCCCACGUCCCGAAAACAGCCCCCUCCUAAACCUAGACGAGAUCCCAAUACCAAACUCAGCACAUCAUCGGAGACCGUCAAUGCUGGGCUUAGCACUGGGAAGAGCGGGAAGGAUACGGAGAAAUGUGAUGCAUCUAAAUCCCGCCCAUGCAGCGAGGAAUAUCGUCGCAUGCCUCCGCCCAAACCCAAACGUAACCCUAACACACAGCUCAGCACAUCAUUUGACGAGUCUUACAUCCAAAACCACGGAAGCAAGGCCAAGUCGGCCUCUCUGCCGCGACGACAGAAAAAGAAAUCGGCAUCCCAGAAUCAAAGCCCCGCCCCAGACAGCGAUGAAGAGGCGGAGCCUGUUUAUAUAGAAAUGGUGGGGAAUAUUUUACGAGACUUUGGUCGAAUCGAUGGAGCCAACGGCGAUGAGGAGGACGAUCAGGGUGAAUGCGUAUACGAGGAAAUGAAAUACUCCGCCUACGAUGAUAUGGCAUCAUCUUUAGACCACACCCAGUCUCGCUGGGACCAGUGCCCGACUCCUUUAGUGCCAGAGGUAGAACUAACACGACCCACCACACCGCGCGGUUCACUCUGUGACAUUCCUGCGCCUUUCCCAAAUCUGCUCUCCCAUCGUCCACCACUGCUAGUAUUCCCACCCGCACCUGCCCAGUGUUCCCCUAACUCUGACGAAUCCCCUCUUACGCCACUAGAUGUCACCAAACUGCCUGUGCUAGAUAACACUGGGUAUGGCAAACCUGGAGCAUCCCCAACUACCGCUGAACCUGGACAGCAGCUGGACGCACAGCAGGUGUCUGGUAAACACCAUCACCACCACCACCAUCAUCAUAAAAAGUCAGCUGAGACUAAGGAGCAACAGACGAUCACAGCAUCGGGUCGGUCGUCUGCACCACCCCUGCCAUCUGCGCAGUACAAAAGCGGAGGUUCAUCCGCAGCGCACGGUUACCCGCGGAGCCACUCCGCCUGCCCGUCGCCUGUUAGCAUGGGCCGUGCGUUAACCCCGCUCACCUUGAAACGCCCCCCGCCGUACGAUGCUCUUAUGACCGGCACGAUUCCACGCAGUGCGUCUGGAGUUCCGCCUGGAAGCGGGCGGCUCUCGAACUCAUCCAGCACGCAUGGGGGUUCCAUGCAAAACGUUUCCACGGCAUCCUGUUCGGGAGGGUCCAGCUCAGGGUCGGGAGGUCGAGGCAGUCGUACGCCAACCAGUCCACUGGAUGAGCUUAGCAACCUGUUCACCUCUGGACGAAACAUGCUGAAGAAAGGAUCUGGAGGACGCAAAGGCAAAGAGGCAGCAGAUGGUGAAAGUAAAGGCAGAAGUGACAGUAGAGAAAGAGCUCUUCAUAGUUCUUCUCCAAAAUCACAAGAAUGGGAAACACCCACAGGACAAUCAGCCACACCCACCGCCACGCCCAGUCGGUUUGGCCGCUCUUCCAUCAGCCCGACCACUAUGCUUGGGGAAACAAAAGGCGGAUGUAAACUCGGUCGCUCUGCCUCCACAUCCGGAGUCCCCUCCCCUGUGGGAACGCCCCAAAGACACGCCCCUGACCCAUCUGGGAGCCCGUGCCAGAUGCCCCCAAUGCCAUGGGCAUGUGGGGACAGCACCAUGAUGGAGAUGAUCGAGAAGAAACGUCACCUGUGCAAGGAGAUAAAAGCCAGACAGAGACCUCCAGACAAAGCUUUGUGCAAGCAGGACAGCAUGCCCAUCCUCCCCAGUUGGAAGAAGACUAACGGGGGAAAGAAAUUCGGUCCCCCUCCAUAUUCCACCCAAACCACUGUAUUCUGGGACACUGCUAUAUAAUGAGUGACCAACCAUGGAGAUGCACAGACACGCCGGCCAGGGGGCGCGUCCAAACAGAGAUUGACGGAUAGCAGGAACAAAAAAAUAUGUGAAGGCUUAUCAAAUCUCCCUGGUUUCCUAUCGUUGUUUAUAUUUGAUAUUUUUAUAUUGGAAAUUACUGUCUUAAUAUUAAAUAUGCUUAGCGGUUUUAUAAAGAGGAAUGAUACGAAAACAGAUUGAAAAUAUUACACUUUUACCCAUUG